This is a messenger RNA of Colletotrichum aenigma, 3648 nucleotides long. RefSeq lists its product as uncharacterized. Gene Ontology annotation, molecular function: protein-folding chaperone binding; ATPase inhibitor activity. Gene Ontology annotation, cellular component: cytoplasm. The record is from RefSeq and is a predicted model, not a curated record. The transcript has a single exon. The coding region runs from base 1 to 3648 and encodes 1215 amino acids. Lineage: Eukaryota; Fungi; Ascomycota; Sordariomycetes; Glomerellales; Glomerellaceae.
AUGCUGGGGAAGCUCUUCAAUUUGGGCACCGGGAGCCCGGCAAACGCUCCUGACCCAUCCCAAACGAAUAACAAUAUCUACAAAGAAUCUCCACAAUCCCUCGAGUCUAUGCAGGAGGACAUCCAUACAAGAAACCUCCUGUUCCCCGACACCGAGGCAUUAUAUCAACAUCGAAAUGACCAGGUCUUCCCACUUUCCAUGGCCUCCGCCCUCCCGCUGGCAUCCAUCGCAAGUGCCUUCGACUACGACGGAGACAUCGACCUAGACACCCGUCAUGUUCGCCUUCUCAUCAUGCAGGAUGCCGUGGCCUCGUUCCCGGCCCAGCUUCUGUUCGACAGCCACCCGGGCCCACCUAAGCCGCCAGCAACGAGGGAAAGGCCCGUAUCAGGCAUCGGCACUGUUCAUGAUUCUCAAAGAAAUCCAACAUCGCCCAGGAAAAGCAGUUUAAAUCAGACAUCGCGCCCUCUGGUCAUCCAGCCAGACAGUCCUCAGCCCCGCCAAGGUGCUUUUGAUCGAAGGGCCUCAAUGCAAGGUCGAACUCAAUCUCAGGCUGAGACAGACCUCCAGCGCGCACGACGCGAGUACGCCGACGAGAUUCACGCUUUUGCCGGAUCCGUCUUUGGAAAUUCAGAAUUGAUGGCUUAUAAAGGCACUUCAACAAAAGUUCAUAUCGUUCCCACUGACAGUCGCCCCGAGUAUGGGGGCUCAUACAUGGGCGAUGGUCGGGGCUCCAUUGGCCGUUCCAGCAUGCGCUCUAGCAGACUGGCCCAGUCAUACACAUCGGACAGUGUCUCGCCCAUGCAGCCCACUCAGUCAUUCACAUCCUCGGCACCAAACUCGCGGCUUCUUCCUGAGAGAAGGAAAAUCCUCAUCACUCGACUUUUCCCAGUCUUGCUGCCCAACGACGAUGCCGAUGCGCAGAGUGACACUCCUUUGAGCCGGUUCUCCGACCAGAACACAGGUUUCCCCUUUCCACAGUCUGCAGACGACAACCCACCAAAAAAGAAGAAACCGCAGCCCAAGCAGAAACGCACACCCAUGUAUGCGGUCGUGCUGGUGAUUCAGCUGCCCCCAACGUCCGCUCAGCCAAUUCCUCCUUCCACCAUCAGAUCGACAUUCCGGGCCAGCUCCUACACUGACCAAGAGUCGUCAUUCCCGUCAUCUAUGAGCUCUGCGCGUCGGUCUGGCUGGACCAUGUCAGGAUCAGGGUUUCCUCUUGACUCUCUGGACUCGUCCUGCUCAACCGAUGUCGACGACAGGAUGGACACCAUAACUCAGCACUGGGAUAUCACUAUGCGAACUUUGACGCAUCUUCAGGGAGUUGUGGCUACUACGCUCGGCACACUCUUGAAGCAAGCAGACAUUGCUUCACCUGACCCUUACCCUCCGUCCUUCUCGUCGUACGUUGGUCGAGCUAAGUCCAUGGGUGGCAGGCGGGACGAGCCUCACUUCAUCAAGCCCCCCAAAACGAAUGCAAAGGUGAUCGCGCUGCAACCGAACUGCCUGCAACACGAAGACACCAUUGUGCAGGAAGCGAGUAUGGCAAGAGUGCGGGUUGUAACAGGCUUACGAGCUCAGCGUGUCAUCACCGCACAGGGAAGGUGGGGCAUUUGGAGAGACGAGGCCAGAUGGAUGGCGAGAAAGGCAGGGGAGAAAGAGCAUGGCUUCUUCUUCUUCAACCUCCUCACUGGCUUCCUCGCCACGCAUACCGACUGGUUGAACGCGAUGAGCCCGGCAUGGUAUCGCAGAAAGCACCAUCAGCAGCAGAAGGCAAAGGGUGAAGAAGACCUUUCUCUGCCGGCACGAACAGUUAUUAUCGCCCAAGACAAGAUGCUCGCGCGGCGUUUGAUCUUUCUGCUCUCAGCUUUCCUGCCAUCGCACCAGCACAUCUCAUCGUCGCGAACGCAUCGACCGAGCACGUCCACGUCCUUCGGUGCCUUUUCCCAGUCACCCCCUUCGCUCAUCAUCCCAAUUCUUCGGGAAGAGUCUUUGCGCCGUAAGAUCAACCGACGAACCGGUCCAAGGAGAACGUCACACUCCCGCACAGUCAGUCAAAGCACGCGGGCGUCUGGUGUUCCUCCGCAGUUGGCACAUCUCAGCAUGGAAAGCCGCCAUGAAAGACGUGUCUCGGAUGCGACCUCAAUUCGAUCGAACUUGCCCAUCCCUGGCAAUGAUCAGGUCAGCAGGAAGAGUAGCGCUGCCACAACCACGACCAUCACGCCAGAGACUACCAUUCCACACUUCACGACCGCCCAAAGAUUCGAGAAUCGGCGAAGUUUGCGACCAGGAAGCAGCAGCAGCGUGGCCGCGGACGACCUCAAGCGGACGCUAAAACGAGGCGAAAGUUCCGGUCAUGUUAGCUCCGCGAGCACCGACUCCCGCAUGUCAGGUUCGAAGUGGGGCAGUGUGAUCAGCACUCUCUGGAAUGGGAAGCGGAGGGACUCUACCGGCCUAACAACGCCUAGCCACCCCUACAGCAGCGGGCCAACGUCCCCUACGAAAUCCAUUCAUGGCCGCCGAGACAAGCUCGCCGAGAUGGUCCGAGAAGUUAGAACCGAAGGUUAUCGAAGGACGGAAGAACGCGCCCAGAACACCGAGGGCAAUGGCAACGGCCCCAACACGCCACGGGGCUUCGACGAUCAAGCCAUAGACGACGCGCCCGAGAAGAUCUCUUUCCCUGAGAGAAUUCCAGACCCCAAUGGUGACUUUCAGUCUCCCGUCAAAACCUCGAUCAAUGCCGAAGACGGGGUUAUAGAUGUUGACAUUCCGUUUCCCGACUACAUCACAUCUUUCGAGACGGCCGUCAGUUCGCCCUCCAGUAGCGGAUAUCUCUCCACUCCGGGAAUUGGCAGCGGACUGGAAGGCUUCGAGCAGUUCUCGAGAAUCACCAUCGACGGCGAUUCGCCCAUGAAUGUCGCCGGUUUUCUCCAGCGAUAUCAUGAGGAUAUGAUCCUUCAAGCCGUGCCUCCUCAAGACAACCUGAUGGACGACAUCCGAAAGUCUAUGAGAGCUGAGCCUACCCCUUUCAUCACACAGCCCUUCUACUCCAUGGAGCAGCCCGCAGAUCGAUGGGUUGACGUAAGCAGCGCCCUCAUUGCGGACACAACGAGACACACAAUCAUGCGCAUCCGCUAUCGCCGCCUUAUCCGACCGAAGCCAUUUUUGGAUCGGGCGGCCCCUCUCGGCUCUGCUGGCUCGAGCUCAUACAGCGCGGCACCCUUGACGCCUUCUGUUCUCCCAUACGAGACACAAUUGGAUGACGAAUUCAUUGAGGAGCCCAUUGCGAGCUUGGACGAAGUCUUGAUCGAAGCGGUUGAAAGGGUCAUUGCUCAGAGCAGUGAGGUUAGCAAGCAGAGCUCAUCGAACUCUUCUCGGUCAACCAGCAAGCGGCGAGACCGAAGCAAUAGCGAGGCUUCGGCGUCGGUCGACUCGCAUCAUACCACUCGCAUUCCGGUGCCGGCUCAAGAAGUACCGCGCGAUCAAUGCAAGACAGUGGUACUGUCGGCCUUGGACGAGAUCAUCCGUGAUGUCAUCGAGGAGCGGGACCACGAGAACGGAGACACCAACAUCCACACCGACCGAGAUCGAGAAAGCGCGCUCCGCGAGGCCGUUCGCGUGUGGCUCGACGCUGUUGACUCCAGCGAAUAA